This is a messenger RNA of Mus musculus (house mouse), 3899 nucleotides long. It is a transcript of the gene Casp9, whose product is annotated as caspase 9. Gene Ontology annotation, biological process: intrinsic apoptotic signaling pathway in response to DNA damage; DNA damage response; response to lipopolysaccharide. The coding region runs from base 244 to 1608 and encodes 454 amino acids. The transcript has 9 exons. Gene Ontology annotation, molecular function: peptidase activity; protein kinase binding; cysteine-type peptidase activity. The record is from RefSeq and is marked reviewed. Gene Ontology annotation, cellular component: cytosol; mitochondrion; protein-containing complex. Lineage: Eukaryota; Metazoa; Chordata; Mammalia; Rodentia; Muridae.
UGGGGGCUGGUGGUGGGGUGAGCGGCCGUGGGAGCUGUUUUGAUUGCGGAGGUGGAGCCCAGUGAGCGCGAGUCACAGGCCGCGGGGCGGGGCGGGGCGGGGCGGAGCGGAGCCCAGUGGACCGGGUGACCGCUGGCCGGAGCGGGAUCCCUGGAGGCGCUAUGUGGGGGCGGGGCGUGGGCGCCGGGGCGGAACCCGAGGGCCGGAAGCGGACAGAACCCGGGGUCCCGCAAUCGGCUCGCCAUGGACGAGGCGGACCGGCAGCUCCUGCGGCGAUGCAGGGUGCGCCUAGUGAGCGAGCUGCAAGUCGCGGAGCUCUGGGACGCUCUGCUGAGUCGAGAGCUCUUCACGCGCGACAUGAUCGAGGAUAUUCAGCAGGCAGGAUCUGGGUCUCGGCGGGAUCAGGCCAGGCAGCUGGUCACAGACCUUGAGACCCGAGGGAGGCAGGCCCUUCCUCUCUUCAUCUCCUGCUUAGAGGACACAGGCCAAGGCACCCUGGCUUCACUCUUGCAAAGCGGUCGGCAAGCAGCCAAGCAGGAUCCAGAGGCUGUUAAACCCCUAGACCACCUGGUGCCUGUGGUCCUGGGACCAAUGGGACUCACAGCAAAGGAGCAGAGAGUAGUGAAGCUGGACCCGUCACAGCCUGCCGUGGGAAACCUCACCCCAGUGGUGCUGGGGCCAGAAGAGCUCUGGCCUGCUCGGCUCAAGCCAGAGGUUCUCAGACCAGAAACACCCAGGCCCGUGGACAUUGGUUCUGGCGGAGCUCAUGAUGUCUGUGUUCCAGGGAAGAUCAGGGGACAUGCAGAUAUGGCAUACACCCUGGAUUCGGAUCCCUGUGGCCACUGCCUCAUCAUCAACAAUGUGAACUUCUGCCCUUCCUCGGGGCUCGGCACACGCACGGGCUCCAACUUGGACCGUGACAAACUUGAGCACCGAUUCCGCUGGCUGCGCUUCAUGGUGGAGGUGAAGAACGACCUGACUGCCAAGAAAAUGGUCACGGCUUUGAUGGAGAUGGCACACCGGAACCACCGUGCCCUGGACUGCUUUGUGGUGGUCAUCCUCUCUCAUGGCUGCCAGGCCAGCCACCUCCAGUUCCCGGGUGCUGUCUAUGGGACAGAUGGAUGCUCCGUGUCCAUUGAGAAAAUUGUGAAUAUCUUCAACGGGAGCGGCUGCCCCAGCCUGGGAGGGAAGCCCAAGCUCUUCUUCAUCCAGGCCUGCGGUGGUGAGCAGAAAGACCAUGGCUUUGAGGUGGCCUGCACUUCCUCUCAAGGCAGGACCUUGGACAGUGACUCUGAGCCAGAUGCUGUCCCCUAUCAGGAAGGCCCAAGGCCCUUGGACCAGCUGGAUGCUGUGUCAAGUUUGCCUACCCCCAGUGACAUCCUUGUGUCCUACUCCACCUUCCCAGGUUUUGUCUCCUGGAGGGACAAGAAAAGUGGCUCCUGGUACAUCGAGACCUUGGAUGGCAUUCUGGAGCAGUGGGCUCGCUCUGAAGACCUGCAGUCCCUCCUUCUCAGGGUUGCCAAUGCUGUUUCUGCGAAAGGGACUUACAAGCAGAUUCCUGGCUGUUUUAACUUCCUCCGGAAAAAGCUGUUUUUUAAAACUUCAUGAGGCUCGGGGCUGCUCUCUGCCUCAUUAUUCUCUCCGAAGCUCUCAUGGCUUGGAGCUGGCCAAGGCCAUAACUGUCCUGCUAAGAUAGGAUUUUGAACUGGGGCAGGCUGCUCUUUCCCUUUGGCGAUGCAAACAUGCUCCUAGCAGCUUUCAGGUUGUAGGGCAAUGUGGAGCAGUGGUCGGAAGAAGACCGGAGUGCAAUGGAUGCUGCCUGGCCCCUUCAUCUGUGGUUAGGGAUUGUGCCCUGGGACUCCCAGGCCUCUCAAGAACAGGGCUUCUCUGCCACUGUACUACUGACAUGUGCGGUUGUAUAAUCCUGUCAUGGGACUGCCUCGUGUAUUGUAGAGGGUUUUAAGCUGUCUCUGUCCUCUACCUGCCAGCUGCCAGGAGCACCCCUCCUGAGAUCUGCCAACCAAAAAUGUCUUCAGACAUUGUCACAUGUGCCCUGGGGGACAUUAUAGCACUCCUCUCUGCUCCCCCACCCGGGGGGGGGUCAUCAACCACAGGGGUCUAUGCAUCUCUCCUUUCCAGACUCAAAGUCCAGCUGGCCCAGUGUGCAUACCUGGAUCUGGGCUGCAUCUCUUCCAAGUUACCAGAAGGGCUAAUUCUUCCUUGAGAACAUUAUUUAUUCUUCAACAAUAAAUCUUCGGCAAUAGGACUGUAUUUAGCCUGUAUUGUCCCUACCCCAACUCUGUCCUUCUUACAAAGGAGACAUGAUUUUUCCUGCGUUUUUCUCUGUGUCUUCCAAGGUCCCUGCCCGAGCCCAGCAGGUGACCGAGAUAGGAGUCAGGAGUCCCCACAGAUCAAGUCUCCUGUCUGAAGGAUCUUGGUUACCCUAGUGGGGACACCAGGACAGAGCUCUGCUGUUUGGGGUCUCCCAAUCUCCCAUUGUCUUCCUUGCUAAGUGAGCCUGGUCCCCAGGUGGCAGUGACCAGGCAGUACUGAAGUGCUGGGACUUCCUUGAAAAUGUGCCCUCCCCUGUCUUUAAAGCGAUUCUGCCUUUCACUUAUUUUUCUUUCUUUCUGGUUUCCUCUACUCUUUGCUUUGUGAAAGUCCACUUGAGUUUAGAUGGUAGAUGUGCCAAGCCUUGUUUGUUUAUUUUUGAGCUAGGGUCUUACUUUGUAGCCCAGGCUGACCACAAAAUCUCCAUACCACUGCCUCCUGGGUACCAGGAUUAUAGCUUGUCCCACUGCCCCAAUCUCCUCCUGAAAGAGCAUUGCUUUCAGGGCCCCGAGGUUAGGGUAUCGGGGUAAGAAGACAGACUCAUUCAAGGAUGUGAUUCUUAAAUUACUUUAUUACUAUUUCUUUUCUAUGGCAUUUCCAGGGGGACAGUGGCAGUAAUGUCUUCAGUUAGUUCCUUGCCAUCACCUGCAGGACACACAGGAGAGAGAGGAGGUUAGCUGGAACACUGGGCAUUGAGUUCAGUGACUCUCAGGGCCAAGAGGGGUCAAGAAGGGUCUUAGCCCGGAAUCCUGCUUGGGUAUCAGGCCAGGAAGGCCCGGAAUCACCAAUCAUUACAUGCCAAAUGCACCGAUGGGUAUGUUUUGGUUUUUUUUUUUUCAUGUUGUCUGUUUCUUUGUUGUUGUUGUUGUUGUUGUUUUCCCUGAGACUGGGUCUCUCUGUGUAGCCCUGGCUGUCCCAGAACUCACCAUGAAGACAAGACUGGCCUUGAACUCAGAGAUCCGCCUGCCCUUGCCUCUGAGUAGUGGUCUUAAAAGUGUGGACCAGUGCACAGGCCCCUCACAGUUCAGAAUGGCAGGUGCCAGCUGAGUUCAUUAAACAAGGAAAAUGUGUUGAUGGCUUAUGGUGAGCAGACCAUCUACACAUGCAGUUGUGGGCGUUUCUUUGUUGUUUGUUUUGAGGCUGGGACUCACUAUGUAGCCUAGGCUGGCCUUAUUACCACCAUACUUGGCUUCAUUUGGUUGGUUGGUUUUGUUUGAGACACUGUCUCAUGUAGCCCAGGCUGCCCUUAAAACAAUCCUCCUGCCUCUUAUUCCCAAGUUCUGGCCAUUAUGCAUCUUUACCACCAUCUCUGCCAAUACAGGAUCCUUUGUUUUGUUUUGUUUUGUUUUGUUUUGCAGUUUUGGCGUCUAUGCACACAAGGCCCAGGUGAGCACAGAGCAUACAAUUGACAGCGAUUGCCUCUGUGGAUUGGGCGCAAAGGUUAAAGCCAGGGGAAUCUUCAUUUCUUACGUGAUACACUCUUGUGUUCCUUUUAUAAGCAAUAUUUUAAAUAAAGCAAUGUAUUCCCUUCUGAACCAAAAAUAAAGCUGUGAUUGUUGAAGGCUCCC